AUGUCGACCGAUGAAGAGAAAUCACGAUUAGUGAAACUAUUACAAGACCUAGAGGUUCCUGAGCACAGAGUGCCGGAGCGAUGUCAGGGACUCCUCAGAGAUUUGAUGCAAAACGUUGAGCCGACACAAGACGUGGCAAAUGAGGUUGAAACGGACAUUGCGCGUGAAAAUCCCUAUGUUCCCGACAAAGAGUUGCUGGAGGAGAACGAAAGGAAAUUACGAGAACUUCUGUUAGAAGAAAAACGGACUAAAAGGGAACCCAUCGAGGAGGCAACGAAUAUUGCCGAUCCAAAGAGACCAUGGCGCACCAAUUCCUGUAGAGAGAAACUACUGCGAGUAGACUGCGAUUUGAAGAGGCAUCUCGGUCGGGCCGCGGAUAUGAUUGAGCCGUUAAAUGAAGGAGACAUGCAGCAGUUGGUGAAGAGCUGUCGAGAGGACGUGCAGAAGACGCCGCCCGUUGGUGCCGACCGUCUCCGUGAAACAGUAGACGAGGCACGUCGGAGCCUCCCCAAUUUCCAGUACCGACGAGUCGAUAAUACUACUGCCACUUCCAUUUUACCCGAAGCCCAUGAAGCCGACGGCAAUAAGGAGAGUUGUGGAAGCGGUGAAUACAUUCCACGCCCGGAUACCACUCGCUGUUUCUUGAGGAGUUUGGGAGAGCUGAGGAAUCUGCGGCUUCUCGCGCUGGAGUACGGGCACGUGGCAGACGGCACUGGAAGCGCCCUCAUGUUCCUGCUUCCGGUCCUUAAGCGACCGAACUUCCGGUUGCAGCUGCUCUGCGGUGAAGCUCACAUUCCUGGACGCGCAGACCCUUCCCUAGGGUGUGGUGGUCAGGGCGUCCCGGACUACGCGUGGCGUCGCGUGGCCAUCGCCUGCCCCGACCUCUUCCUAGCAAUGGUCUUUUAUCGCUUGCGUGACUACGAUCACGUUCGACGUUUCCUGACUGCCAGUAUCCCGCUACGAGAAGCGCAUUUGCACCAGGGGAUCCAGCUGGACUGCGAGAGCUUUGACAUCGGCAGCUUCGUGCGCCAUAUCGAAGGACACUACGCCAGCACGUUGGUGUCACUGAGCAUCCACCAGCGGAGAGGCACGACGUUCCCUCUUCGACGCACAUUAGAACGGUUGCCAUCGCUGGUGCGCUUUCACUACGUAGGAGUCGUAGAAGAGCGGGAUCUACGAGAAGUGCUCAUUUUAAUCGCAUGUGGAGUGUGCUACAGUAAGUCGAUUCAUCUCUUUGCUAUCCUG
This is a messenger RNA of Iphiclides podalirius (scarce swallowtail), 1245 nucleotides long. Lineage: Eukaryota; Metazoa; Arthropoda; Insecta; Lepidoptera; Papilionidae. The record is from the annotation of a GenBank genome assembly.